CUUUUACUAACAACAAUUAAUAUUUGUUGUCAAUUAUUAUGGUUAAAAAAAUAAUAAUAAAUGGCUAAUCAGAUCAUGGUUGUUGAAAAAGUUCAAGAAAUUGAUUUAUUACAACAAGCUCUGGCUGGUGCUGAAGAUGAGUUGAUUGAAACUUCAACAUUAGACCAUCAAGUUUUAAAUCAAGCAGAAUUAUUAAAUAUUUUGCAGGGUGACAAUAGUACUGAUUCACAAACCAUUCAAUUAACCGUUGAACAAGCAGAAGCACUUGGUUUACGUUUGGAAGUAGACCCUUGUACUGAUGGCGAUUGUAAUGAAGAAAUUGGAAGUGAACUAUCUGAAGACGAGUGCAACGAUAAUGUGAAUCAUAUUCAAUUAGCUGAAACGUUUGAUAUAAAUGACGGAAAUUAUAUUCAAAUACCUUUAAUUUUAAGUAGUGAAAAUGAAAUAGUACAACCGAUUACCAAUGAUGUUAUUAAGAAUAUUACAAUUAAUUCAUCGAAACCGUUAGGUACCUCACAGAAUCCUAUACAAUUAAUAAAUCAAAAUGGAGUAUUAAAAAGUGUUCAACAAUUAACCCCUGAACAAUUGACGACAUUACAAAACGUAUUACGAAAUCAAAAUUUAACAUCAGAAUUAAAAGACACAAAAACCAAACAAAUACAAAAUAUUUUUUAUAAUCCAGAGGCAAAAACAAGAAUUGUCUAUCGUACAGUAUUUCCUGAAGAAUUAGAUUUACAAACGCCACGUCGUGGAAGACCAUCUAAACGUGGGCGACCAAAAAAAACGGAUGAAAAACCUGUUGAACGCGAACCAUCACCUGAAAUACCAGUUGCAAAACCAAUUCGUACAAGAUCGGGCCGUGUUACGAAACCUCCACGUCAUAAAAAUUUCCGCCCUUUACAUGAAAUUGAUACAGACAAUAUCGAUGGUACAGUAACUGUUGUGGAAGAACCAAAAAAUGAUAUUGAACCCAAAGAAGACAAAAAAUCAGAAUUGGAACACCCCAAACCAAUAUUAUUCUCUGGCUUGCCAAAACAAAAGCGAAAUAUAUCAGCUCAAUAUCGAUGUCCUACAUGUAAAAAAGCGUAUGUAGGUUUUAAUCGAAUGGAACGCCAUUUAAAAUUAUUCCCAGAUCAUGGUCCCUUGCCAAUAAAACGUCAACGUGCUAAUUUAUGGGAAACAUCGUUAAAAUUAGCACGUAGUGCACCUCCAGGAAGUCGAGGUGUAGCGCUCUUAAACGAUUUAUCAUCAUUAAUUCAAAAUAUACAAAAAAUUUCAUCGAAUUUUAUCAGACCUAGUGAUGAGAAAGGACAUCAUUAUGAAAUCAAUGAAUCUUUAGGAUUAUUAUUACGAAUACCACCUGGAAAAUAUUCUAUUAAUGAAUCGGCAAUAUUUGAAACGAAAUCACCAACUAUUGAAAAUGAUUCUAGUGAUAUUGUUGAUAAGAAAUUACCAACGGAAAGUUUACAAGAACAAUUGUUAAAUGUUCAAAUUGUUCCACAUUCUGAAAAUGAAAAUUUAAUUUUACCGGUUGUGGAUACGGAUACUGGACAAGUACCAAUGGCUACCGAUGAAAUUAUUAGUGUAGAUCAAUUAGUUAAUGAACGGUUUCAUAGUUUGACUGCAACUGAUUUAACACCGACAUGUCCAAGUACUGGACCAUCGUUAAAUUUAGAUUUAUCAUUAGAUUUAUUUCAAUUUAAUCCUAGUUAAAUUUAUUUCAAUUUUGUGUUUUGAUAACGAACAAUUAUUAUGUAUUUCUUGUAUAAGCAAGCCUUUUUCUUUAUUUCGAAUAAAAAAAGAAAAUUGCAUGUCAAA
Molecule: messenger RNA, 1818 nt
Organism: Chrysoperla carnea
Lineage: Eukaryota; Metazoa; Arthropoda; Insecta; Neuroptera; Chrysopidae
Exons: 3
Coding region: 61-1713 (550 amino acids)
Source: RefSeq, a predicted model, not a curated record